Molecule: messenger RNA, 3576 nt
Organism: Armigeres subalbatus
Lineage: Eukaryota; Metazoa; Arthropoda; Insecta; Diptera; Culicidae
Exons: 3
Coding region: 1-3576 (1191 amino acids)
Source: RefSeq, a predicted model, not a curated record
AUGGAUAUGCUUAAAACGCUCAUAAAUUUUUGUGUUGUCGUGCAAAACCUGGUAGGGCAUUUGAAGGCAGCUAAUCAGCAAACGCACCUGACGAAUCCUUCUUUACUGCACGAUUUGGUCGAUAAGCUCCCUGCAAAUAUUCGAUUGGACUGGGCGCUUUACAAGCAGCGAAUGGUUGUAACAGAUUUGGAAACGUUUAGCAACUAUAUGUCGGCGAUAAUUUCAGCGGCAAGCGACGUUACGCGUUACAGUGACGUAGAAGUGCCGAGAGCAACUAGGAUUGAAAAGCAGAAAUCGAAAGAGAAGUCGUAUGUCAACAUGCAUAGCGCCGAAGACGACCGUUGGGCUGGGGUAAAAGAAUGCUUUAAAUUCAAGUCUCUGUCCCUGAACGAUCGUUGGAAGGCGAUCAAAGAACACCAAUUAUGCCAUAAGUGCCUAGUGCCACAUGGUAGAUGGCCUUGUCGGACGUCGAAGUCCUGCGAUGUCAGCGGUUGUCGCGCCUACCACCAUUCGCUUCUCCAUCCCGGAUCUCCUGAGUCAACUGAAGUCGCUGUUGUGUCCGUUCAUCGUCAGCCGAAGCAUCCCACCAUAUUUCGGAUCAUACCCGUCAUACUCUAUGGCAAGGUCAAGCAAUUCCAAACGUUCGCUUUUCUAGAUGAAGGCUCGGAUUUGACGCUGAUAGACGAGGAGAUUGUUGACCAGCUGGGCAUCAACGGAGAGAAAAGAGAACUGUGUAUGAAGUGGACUUCGAACGUCACCAGAGAAGAGAAGCAUUCCAGAAGAGUUAAUAUGGAGAUAGCAGGUGCAGAGGGAGGACAACGCUUUCCUUUGCUGAACGUGCGCACCGUCGGUCGUCUUGAUUUGCCUCAUCAAUCGUUGGACUACAAACUGCUAGCGGAAAGGUUUCCUCAUCUGAGAAGACUGCCAAUCAAGAGCUACAAGGAUGCUACACCGAGGUUGUUAAUAGGUCUGAGCAAUUUGCAACUGGCCAUUCCGUUGAAAUGUCGCGAAGGUAGUGGCAACGAACCUGUAGCGACCAAGACAAGGUUAGGGUGGACCGUAUUCGGCCACAUGGCGGAAUCGGAAAGGUUUCAUUCAUUUCACGUAUGUGAGUGCUCAAACGACGAAAAGUUGCACGAUUUAGUCAAGCAGUUCUUUUCUGCGGAGAACUUGGGAAUAACUACAGGGCCGUUACCCGAAGGUGUCGAAGAAGCUCGGGCGAAAGCUAUUCUACGCGAAACAACGAGGAAGCAGCGAGAUGGUCACUACGAAACGGGCCUGCUUUGGCGAUACGACCAGUUUGAGUUCCCACCAAGUUACGCGAUGGCUGCGAGAAGGUUCCACUGUCUGGAACGACGUCUUCGGGCACACCCUGAGCUACGUGACAAUCUGGAUAGGCAAAUUAGCGAGUAUCAGGAGAAGGGUUACGCGCAUAAGGCCACAGAGCAGGAAAUUAAUGGUUCUGAUAGCAAGCGUACUUGGUAUUUGCCAUUAGGUGUGGUUAUUAACCCAAAGAAGCCCGGAAAGGUCCGGAUUGUUUGGGAUGCAGCGGCCAAAGUAAACGGAGUGUCCUUCAACUCGAUGCUUUUGAAGGGUCCGGAUAUGUUGACCUCACUUCCGGCAGUUCUAUUCCGAUUCCGAGAACGAAAGUUCUGCGUCACUGCUGACAUCAAAGAGAUGUAUCAUCAGGUCAAAAUUCGCGCAGCUGAUCGUUCGUCCCAACGGUUCCUGUAUCGAUCUGAUCCGUCUGCAGAGUUGGAGAUUUACAUAAUGGAUGUGGCGACAUUUGGUUCUACUUGUUCGCCAUGCUCGGCACAGCAUGUUAAAAACGUUAACGCUGCCGAAUGGCAAAAGGUGUACCCUGGAGCAACAAGAGCAAUAGUUCAAAACCACUACGUGGAUGAUUAUUUGGACAGCCGAGAUACGGAAGAAGAGCUGAUUAACUUAGCAAACGACGUUCGAACUGUGCACUCCAAAGCUGGGUUUGAUCUGAGAAACUGGCGCUCUAAUUCGAAUGUAGUCUUGCGACGGGUCGGGGAAGGACCGGCCUUGCUGGAGAAAGUGAUUGGAGAGGACAAAACGAAUCAACAAGAGAGGGUUCUGGGAAUGACUUGGCUGCCUGUAGAAGAUGUGUUCACAUUCUCAGUCGUUCUGUCAGACGACUUGCAGCGGAUGGUAUUCGGAGACGGAACAGUGUCCAAGCGAGGCAUUCUGCGGCUGCUGAUGAGCUUAUUCGAUCCCCAUGGAUUGAUCUCCAACUUUCUCCUUCAUGAAAAAAUUGUAAUCCAAGACCUAUGGCGUAGCGGAGUGAGUUGGGAUGAAGCAAUUCAUUACAACGUAGACGACCUUCAAACUCUCGAGCUGCACGUUUUUGUCGACGCGAGUGAGUUGGCCUAUGCUUGUGUGGCUUACUUUCGCAUCAUGGAGCAGGGUAUACCUCGGUGCGCUUUCGUGUCUUCGAAAGCCAAGGUAGCGCCACUUAAAUCGCUAUCGAUUCCACGCAUGGAGCUGCAAGCAGGUGUAAUCGGAUGUCGGCUAGCGAAAACCAUUAAAGAGAACCACACUCUUCCGAUCAAGCGUACCGUCUACCAUAGCGAUGCUAGUACGUUACUGUCGUGGAUUAGGUCAGACACACGGAAGUAUCGGCAAUACGUAGCAGUCAGGAUAGGAGAAAUCCUUGAAAGUACCAAUAUCUCCGAAUGGCGGUGGGUUCCCACGAAACUAAAUGUGGCAGACGAAGCAACGAAAUGGACAAAAGAGCCUGCCGUUGAGCCUGACAGUCGAUGGUUUGAAGGACCAGAGUUCUUGUAUCUGCCGGAAAAAUUAUGGCCUCAGCAAGUUGCCCAACCAAAAGAAACGACUGAGGAGCUGCGUCCGGUUCACAUGCACCAGGAGAUAGUACGACCUUCUAUUAUCGAAGUCUCUAGGUUUUCAAAAUGGGAACGCAUGUUAAGAAGUAUGGCUUACGUUUUCCAUUUCAUUGAUAGCUGCCGUACCAGAAGAGAUGACAGAAGAAGCAUACUGAGUCAAGAAGAUUACAAGCGUGCUGAAAAUGCCCUUUGGCGAUUAACACAAUCUGACGAAUAUGGAGAUGAAAUAGUGGAGUUGACUAGAAACUCGAAGGAUACAGCCAGGCGGCAGAUUAAGUCAGGCGUUUUACGCAUGCUCUCACCCUUCUUGGAUGAAUUCGGAGUGAUAAGGAUGGAAGGUCGCAUUGAAGCAUCGCCCUUCGCCUCCUAUGAGGCAAAGUACCCAAUUAUCCUUCCGAAAGGACAUUACGUUACUAAACUUCUAGUUGAUUGGUACCACAGGCGUCUAGGACACGGGUUUGGUGAAACAGUGGUGAACGAGAUGAGGCAGAAAUUCUAUGUAUCAAGCUUGCGUGUGCUGGUGCGUGGCGUAACAAGGCGUUGUGCAUUUUGCAUAAUUCAAAGAGCCAAACCGAAGACUCCAAGAAUGGCUCCUCUUCCUGCGGCACGAGUAACUCCGUAUGAACGAUCAUUCUCCCGAGUAGGCAUCGAUUAUUUUGGGCCAUUCGCCAUCAAGGUUCAACGAAGCAACGUAAAAGGUGGGUAG